AUGGACACAUUCAUCGACGGCCGCUUCGAACGGCUCCAACGAGCCCUAGCCAGCCUGAUCGACUCGGUGAACAAGUACCACCCGUCGACCAUCCAGGCUGGUGAACUCCAAGCUGCCGACGAGGAUCUCUGCAGGGGGCUUGAACAAGUCCAGACCCAUCAGAUCAACCACCUCCGCAUCCAGCAGCUCCGCAAAUCCUCCACCGCCCUAGACGACCAGAUCAAGGACACGCUGUCUAGCCUAGCCUCUACGCGCCGCGACAUCUCGACGACCCACACGACCACCUUCCCCGACGGGCCCAACUACCCCGUCACGUACGAGGAACUCCUGAGCUAUGCGCGGCGGAUCAGCAAGACGACCAUGGCGCCCGCCGGUGCCGUGAAGCCGCCGCCGUCGACGGCCCCCGCUGGCAUGGCCUCCCCGGACAUCCAGACCCCCAUGACCACCGCCUCCGCGGCCCCGACACCUUCCCAGCCGCAGAGUCCGUCCGUGACGAACGGUCCCGCUGCCGGUGCUACCGCUACCGCUACCGCUACUGCCGGUGCUGGUUCGUGGCCCUCGUCAACCCCAGCACCGGCUACCGCUCAGCCGCAGAACGCCAACAUCACCCUCCCCGACGUGGUGAGCCAGUACCUCAACCCUCUGUCCGGCCAGCUCUUCUUUCCCUGGCCCCCGGAGGAGAAGAUCCGCGGCGGCGCCCUGGCGUCCAACCAGAUCCUCGAGGACAAGGGGAUAGACCCCCGCGGGUACGACCCCGCCGAGGAGGAGGAGCGUCUCCGCAGGGAGGACGAGGCCCGCAAGGAAAAGGAGGAGAGGGACCGUCUCGAGGUCGAGGAGAGGGAGCGCAGAGCCCGCGAGGAGCGCGAGCGCAUGCGCCAGGAGAGGGAGCGCCAGCAGGAGGAGUGGCGCAAGGCGAGCAUCUCGGACGCCUCGCCUGGUACCGCCGGUGCCGGUGCUGCACCGGCCGACGCCGCCGCCGCCGCGCCUGCCCCGGCUGCUCCCGCCGAGAAGAAGCAGUUCCAGUUCACCAGUCUGGAUGACCUCGAUGACGAUGACGACGACUAG
This is a messenger RNA of Geosmithia morbida, 1065 nucleotides long. RefSeq names its product Vitamin-D-receptor interacting Mediator subunit 4. Bases 1 to 1065 code for a protein of 354 amino acids. Gene Ontology annotation, cellular component: mediator complex. Gene Ontology annotation, molecular function: transcription coregulator activity. Gene Ontology annotation, biological process: regulation of transcription by RNA polymerase II. The transcript is spliced from 2 exons. Lineage: Eukaryota; Fungi; Ascomycota; Sordariomycetes; Hypocreales; Bionectriaceae. The record is from RefSeq and is a predicted model, not a curated record.